Molecule: messenger RNA, 1703 nt
Organism: Sinocyclocheilus rhinocerous
Lineage: Eukaryota; Metazoa; Chordata; Actinopteri; Cypriniformes; Cyprinidae
Product: NEDD4 family-interacting protein 1-like
Exons: 8
Coding region: 201-836 (211 amino acids)
Biological process (GO): ubiquitin-dependent protein catabolic process; positive regulation of protein ubiquitination; metal ion transport
Cellular component (GO): perinuclear region of cytoplasm; endoplasmic reticulum; Golgi apparatus
Molecular function (GO): WW domain binding
Source: RefSeq, a predicted model, not a curated record
GAGCCUGCGCCGAAACCGACUGCGCAUGCGCACUCGCCAUUGUUUGGACUAUAGAUUAGCCAAAUACUGUCAAUCUGUCUUCAUACCAGAAGCUUUUAAUUAAGGAGCAGACCGUUUUUGAGAUUAAGUAAAAGUUACGUUAAACUAGUGAUCACUGCUCCUGUAUGAGUGUUUAAGUAACAACAGAUCGACGCGGAAGAAUGACAGACCAGAGGAGUGGAUAUCAGCAGUUGAAUAAUGAGGAGGAGUCAGUGGAGGUGUUUCAACAAGCCGCUGACGCACCUCCUCCGUACAGCAGCAUCACAGCGAGUAACGCAGCUUUCUUUGAGUACAAAGAGGAUGAGGUUUACCCCAAACCCCCCUCAUACAAUGUUGCCACAUCACUGCCGUCAUACGACGAGGCUGAGAGGAGCAAAGCGGAGGCCACCGUUCCUCUAGUCACUGACAGGGAUGAGGACUUCAUUGCCAGAGACAGCUUUGAAGAUACGGAUCAGCUGCGUGUUGGGAACGAUGGGAUUUUCAUGCUUACGUUUUUCAUGGCGUUCCUCUUUAACUGGAUUGGCUUCUUCCUGUCCUUCUGCCUGACCACGUCUGCGGCUGGACGCUAUGGGGCCAUCUCUGGGUUUGGACUGUCUCUGGUCAAAUGGGUCCUGAUUGUCAGGUAUUCUACCUACUUCCCUGGAUAUUUCGAUGGCCAGUACUGGCUGUGGUGGGUUUUCCUCGUUGUAGGAUUCCUGCUGUUCUUCCGGGGAUUUGUUAACUAUUCCAGAGUGCGCAACAUGGCAGAUCAUUCCAUGUCUACCCUCCCUCGAACCCGAGUUCUUUUUAUCUAUUAGAUUAAAAUCUCAGGAUAAUUGCAAAAUGAACAAAACGGCAAAGUCAAAGAGAACCGCCUACAGCUUUUUUGAAUCUUCAGGACAUAACAACAGUGCAAAGAACACAUCUGCUUCAGACGCCCUUGCACUUCUCAGUUGUUUGCAUAAUGCAACUCUUUACAUUGGCAUUUUUUACUAAAGCUUUCGAGUUCCUCCAACCAUUUAUCAGUGCUUAAUACAGUCGUACAGUAUACAUUCAUUAUGCAGUUAGAAACUACUUACUUACAUUUGCAUGUGCUCCAGUUAGCGGUGAGGCCAUCGAGAAUCUGCUUUUGUAAAAUUCCCCGUUUGUUUCUGUGGGUUUUCUCUUAAUUUGUGGAAAAGUUGUAAUUUUACUUUGUGAGUAAAUCUAGUAUCUGAACUUUGUGAACUAGAACAAGAGUAUGUAUAUACAGUAUACGAGAAGAGCGAUAUUAAACGUUAUAAACAUGCACUUUCAAGAUAUAAACAGAAUAAGAUGCACCGAGCGACUACCAGGUCCUUGUAAAGCGAAAAGCAUGUUAAGGCAAAGUUUAUUCAAGAAUAUGUCGGCUUGUUUUAAAUUACUGUCACAAAACGGACCAACAUACUCUUAUUAUAUAAUAGGUUAGCUUAGACUCAUAGCAGUUCAAUGUAAACGGCAAACUGAUUCAGAAUGAAAGCACACCUGAUUAUGUAAUGCGCUUAAUCAAUCAGUAUGAAUUACAGAAUAUUUUAUGAUGCCAAAUGUAGCAGUAGAUGGUUCAUUGAUCUUUUAAUUUUUAUUGAAGGCUUCAGUUUGGGAUAGUGCUUCUCAAUGUGUUGUUUGUGAUUUGUAUGUUGUACACUUGUCAAGUAACUUUUAAUAAA